AUGAUCGAUACAAAUAUAAACGAAGAACAACAUGAACAGGGAACCAAUGAACAAAAUCCAUCCAAGGUAAGGAAACCAAGCGCAGGACUAGUGAUGGAUGAAACUGGAAAGCCAAAAUUCCAGUCUCAAGCAGAUUCAGGUUCAAAAGUCAAACUUGAAACUCGUAAAGUACCAAUUCCACCUCACAGAAUGUCGCCACUGAAGGCCGCAUGGCCUAAGAUAUAUCCACCGUUGGUCGAGUAUCUAAAGCUUCAGGUCAGAAUGAAUCUCAAGAGCAAGGCUGUUGAGCUUAGAUCUUGUAAAAAGACAACUGAUCCAGGUGCUUUGCAAAAGGGUGCAGAUUUCAUAAAAGCAUUUUCGUUGGGUUUCGACAUUGAUGAUGCAAUUGCGUUAUUGAGACUAGACGAUUUAUACAUAGAGUCUUUCGAAAUUAAAGACGUCAAAACUUUACAAGGGGAUCAUUUAUCCCGUGCUAUUGGUCGUAUUGCAGGCAAGGAUGGCAGAACAAAAUACGCAAUCGAAAAUGCCACUAGAACGAGAAUAGUUCUUGCAGAUUCCAAGAUUCACAUUCUCGGGGGAUUUACGCAUAUUAAAAUGGCAAGGGAAGCAGUAAUGAGCUUGAUUUUGGGUAGUCCUCCAGGUAAAGUUUACGGUAACUUGAGAACCAUCGCUUCGAGGUUAAAGGAGAGAUAUUGA
Pichia membranifaciens NRRL Y-2026 is the source of this 696-nucleotide messenger RNA. RefSeq lists its product as hypothetical. Gene Ontology annotation, molecular function: RNA binding. Lineage: Eukaryota; Fungi; Ascomycota; Pichiomycetes; Pichiales; Pichiaceae. Bases 1 to 696 code for a protein of 231 amino acids. The record is from RefSeq and is a predicted model, not a curated record. Gene Ontology annotation, cellular component: nucleolus. The transcript has a single exon.